This is a messenger RNA of Cicer arietinum (chickpea), 1307 nucleotides long. RefSeq lists its product as uncharacterized. The record is from RefSeq and is a predicted model, not a curated record. NCBI's taxonomy places the organism in Eukaryota, Viridiplantae, Streptophyta, Magnoliopsida, Fabales, Fabaceae. Gene Ontology annotation, molecular function: protein binding.
GUGUAGUAUAAGCCAAAACAGUAUUUGCAGCGAAGUCAGCGGGUGAGAAAGCGGUGGAGGGAUAGCAACAAUGGCGACUGAGCUUGAAGAACUCGUCACCUUCUUAUCUUCUCCAUCUCCACAGAUCACAAAGGUUGCUGUCGACAUAGUUCGCGGCUUAACCGGCUCCGAUGAAGGCUUACAUUCCUUAGCCAAUCAAGCAAAAGCUUUGAUUCCUGCGCUGUCCCGUCUCUUAACGGCACCCAAGGAGGUUUCUGAGGCUGCUGCUGAAGCUCUUGUGAAUCUUUCGCAAAAUUCGAACCUCGCAGGGGAGAUGGUUCAAAUGAGACUUGUUGAAACGACAAUGGAUGUUUUAUAUAAGCCUGAGUGCUGUGUUACUCGUUUACUUGUUAUGCUUUUGGUUAAUGUUACUCAACUUGAUGCUGGUAUUGCUUCCCUGCUUCAGACUGAAGAUGAGAAAGUGCGUGGAUUAUAUGUUAUGAAGCUUGUGAGAUCAUUUUGUAGAACCACCUAUGAGAAUGACGAUGACUCUUUUGAACAUGUUGGUUCCAUACUUGUUAACAUAACAAAGCAGCGGGAAGGGAGGGAGCUUCUACUCGACCCAAAACGGGGUCUCUUGAAGCAGAUAAUUAGACAGUUCGAUUCAAAUAGUUCAUUGAGAAAGAAAGGGGUUUCUGGAACUAUACGCAACUGUUGUUUUGAAGCUGAGAAUCAGCUACAAAAUUUGCUUUUGGUUUCUGAGUUUCUCUGGCCUGCAUUACUUCUUCCUGUAGCCGGCAACAAGAUCUACAGUGAGGAGGACAGAAUGAAAAUGCCACUUGAACUUGGGACUGCACUAUCAAUUGAACGUGAACCAGUUAAUGAUCCGGAAAUUCGCACUCAAGCAUUGGAAGCCAUAUACUUGAUCUUAUUGCAGGAGGCAGGUCGAAGAGCCUUUUGGUCUGUAAACGGGCCUAGAAUAGUACAAAUUGGUUAUGAAGACGAGGAAGAUCCGAAAGUGAUGGGAGCGUAUGAGCAACUGGGAUCCUUGUUGGUUCACGGCAGUGGCGUGGAGGAACCGGAACCGUCCACGGAGACCACAAAGUAGUUACUCUAUUUUUGUUCUUUGUACUCCACACAUAUCUCCAUAGCGAGUCUAAUUUGAGAAGGUCAUUCCAAGUCAAUUUUUCCAUUUUGAAUUUGGAAUCACCAUUUAUUUUUGAAAAUAUGUAUAUUACUUAACUUAGAAUAGCUUGUCAAAAUUGUUAUUUAUACACGCCUCAGCGUGAGUGGCAAAUGUUCUUGAAGAUGCACUUUCAGUUUCUGUA